AUGGAAAAGGCUUCCGAAAGCGAAACAGGUGGAGAGGGCAUAGAACAUUUUUCCGCUCGGCCGUACCAAGUGGAGCUUCUGGAGCGGGCGAAGGAAAGGAACACCAUCGUAUGUCUGGGCACGGGAACUGGCAAAACGUUUAUAAGUGUCAUGCUCAUAAAAGAACUCGCUCAUGAAGUAAGAGGAAACUAUAAAGACGGCGGGCAAAGAACUUUCUUCCUUGUAAAUAGAGGUAGUUAUGUAUGUUUUGUGUGUUUGAGAUCGGCUUUACCGUGGAGGAGGGGGUACGAUAUCUCAGCGUGGGGUAUGAUAUCUCAACUUUCCUUGCCAGAAACUAAAAUAUAAGAUCAAGAAUGUGGUCUAAAUUUGUACUCCCUUGAGUUAAAAGAAUGUUGAGGAUCACCAACAAAAUCUCAUCCACUUUUAACUAACAUGUUCUUCCUUUUUUUCCAGUUCCACUGGCCAGCCAACAAGCAAAAGCGAUCGCUAAUCAUACAGACUUGAAAGUCAAACAUUACGUUGGAGAGAUGGGAGUAGAUUACUGGGACAAGCCCACUUGGGAAAACGAGUUCAAUACAAGCAACGUUCUGGUCAUGACAGCUCAAAUAUUCCUCAACCUGCUUUUGCAUGGCUACAUACUUCUUUCGCAAGUAAAUCUCUUGAUCUUUGAUGAAUGCCAUCAUGCCAAGAAUAAGGAUCCUUACAGCCAGAUUAUGGAGUACUACAGCACCUGCCAGCAGCGCCCAUUACCCAAAGUUUUGGGUUUAACUGCCUCGAUAAUAAAUGGAAAAGUAAAACCUUUUCAAAUCGAAUCGGAGAUCCAAGAGCUGGAACGCACAUUAAGAUCUACAUGCGAAACAAGUCAAGACGAAGAUGUUGAAAAAUAUGCUGUUAAACCCGAAGAACUGGUCCUUGAUUACCCGAGCCAGAGCACUGAUGAAAACGUGAACAUUUUAAUCCAAAUCCUCUCAGAUGUCUUAAAACCAGGAAUUGGUUUUCUCCGUGGUCUGAAGACCAAUAAUGACGAGAAUGCACACCGGUGCGCCAAGCUCGCUAAGUCCGCCCUGAGCGAAUGUAAGGAGACAUUGUAUGACCUGGGCCCUUGGGCUGCUUUUAAAGUGGCAGAAUACCUAAUCGAGGAUCUAGGUAAGGUACUGUUUUAGAUUUAGAGAUAACUGUACCUGUACCCCAAGUUCAAGUCAAGUUUUUGAAAAAUCAUAAUACGGUCAACACGAACCAAAUGUUAUAAAUAUUAUCCACAAAGAAGUGAAAAAUCUCAUGCCUUCAUUUCCAAAAAUUUUGGCCUUGAAGGUUUGCUUUAAAAUUUGCUUUAACUCACUACACCCUGACAUCAGUAGGCAUAUUCUCCAUACUGUUCUCUAUACAUUUCUGAAGGUGCUGACAAGGAGAACUUGUUGAACAAUCAAGAGCCUUUUUAGUUGGUGAUCAUUUCCUAUAUUCUUGUUACCUUAAUGGUUGAUUCAGGGGUAAUAUUGUAACGAGAAAUUGGAUUCUAGUUACUCUGAGGGUCCUUCAAGACAGAGAGGGCAGGGUUCAAAGCAGCAAAGAAGGACAAUUGUUUUGUGAAUUUAGUGCCACCCAGCUACGUCAACUGCAAGGCAUUUACUGUAAUUUUACUGAAAGUAAUGGGUCUGAGGACAGCCAACAUUGUUACUUCACGCCUAAACUUGAAAAACUUCUAAGUGUUUUCAAGGAGUUUGCUAACUCACAGCAUGAAGGUAAGGAAUACUCAGCUGACUGCUUUAUUUACGAAAGUCGAAUUUUUAUAUCCUUAGUGAAACCAAAACAGAAGAUUAGCAAAGUGGAUAUUUUUGCAUUUCUUAUCACUAUUUGACCCUUUCACUCUUAAGAUCUCUCCUGAUUGUGUGCCAAACCUUCCUAAAAUUUCAACCCUGAGACUUUGUGUUUAAUUUCCAAACAUCCUCAGCCCAUUAUUUUUCUCUCUCCUUGGCUUAUUUAUAUUUUGAAUUGUAAUGGUAUUGUGAGGAGAAAUUUGGUUUGGUUCAUUCUAAGCAGUAAGAGGUUGAGUGGAAUCCUCUGGCAAAGCAUUGGAAAUAACAUCAAUAAUAACAAUAGCAAUGAUAAUAAUAAUAGUGAUGAUAAUGAUGAUAAUAAUGAUAAUAGUAGUAAUUGUAGUGGCAAUGUUAAUGAUAAUGGAAAUGAUAAUGAUGAUAAUAGAUACUGUAUCAUGUUUCAGAGAGAGUCAAGAUUUAGCAGAAAAUUUAAACUUCUGAAGUUAUCUCCUCAUUCAAUUGAGAAACAACUUUCAGUUGAAGAACAAAUCACAAAAGAGGCAAAAAGAUGAAACAUGGCUACAUCUGCUACCCAGCUUCACCUUCAAGAAGAUUUAGCCAUUUGUUAAAAAUUAUAUUAAUAAUAAUGAUCUUGUAGGUUUAUUUUUGUUUUUGUAUUUAUCCUUACACAUUCAAAAGCCAGCUUUUAAAUUGGCUCUUUCUUGAAAUCUGUUUUAUGAAUUUUAUGAGUGAUUUUAGGAUGCCACUCUGCAAAACAGCUUGGUGAUCCUCAGUUUGGUUAUUUUGCAGCAUCUGAAGUGGAGAAGACUCUCUGUGCCAUUGUAUUUGUUGAAAGACGAUACACAGCACUGAUCCUCAGCAAACAGCUUAACAUGGCUGCAAAACAUGACCAUGAGCUCUCAUUCAUCAAAAGCAACUUUGUGAUUGGUCAUGGCACAGGUGCAGGGGUUAACUACUCCAGUAACACUGAGAUGAAUUCCAAGAAACAGGAGGAAGUGCUGCGCAAGUUCAGAAAUGACAAGAAAAGACAUGAAUUCAAUGUGCUGAUAGCCACCUCUGUUGUUGAGGAGGGAUUAGAUAUUCCCAAGUGCAAUGUUGUCUGCAGGUUUGAUUUCCCAAAGAAUUAUCGUUCCUAUGUACAGUCAAAGGGCAGAGCUCGUGCCAAAGGUUCCAAGUACUACAUGCUGGUGGAUGAAAAGGAGCAAGUGGAAAAAGAGAAUGAAUUGGAGGUAAAUUUUUUUCAGUAGCUAAGUCAGUAAAAAUGCAAACCCAUUCUGGUGAUUGUCAUUGAUAAUGUAUAGCUGAGGUUGUAGAGCACUAGACUGCUGUAUGGAAGGUUGAGGGUUCAAGCCCCAGACUGGAGCAACCCCCAGGGUCUUAGAAUAACUGAAGAGUGUGCUGCCUUUGCUAAGACAUCUGCAAAUAGUUAGACAUUAUAGAAUACUCAGAUAAGGAUAAUAAGCGAUAAGCCCCAUCUUCUGCAUCUCCUCUGUACUUGUUAGCAGGAGAAAUUAAGGAACCCAUACAUUUCUCACAAAAAUAGGAACAUAGAUGUCAGUGUCAUAGUCUGGCCUUUAGAUUGUUUGUACAGGCUUCAAUUUAAACCAGCUUUAAGCUGAAUUGUGAAUGCUGGUUUAAAUAUCAUAAAUAAAUACAUAACCUGGGUGAAGUACAACUUAAGGAAUGUUCAUUCUUCUUCAUCUUAAUGUUCAUGACGUAUACCCUAGAUGCUACGUGAAAUUGAGAAAAUCUUGUUGGAAAAAUGCCAUGAUCGGUCCGAGCCAUCACUGGAGGAGUGUAAUGAGUCAGUAGACACAGAUUUAUUGCUGCCGUACAUACCAGUAAAUGGCAAGGGAGCUAGAGUAACUAUGAGCAGUAGUGUUUCUCUACUUUCAAAGUAAGUGCAAGGAAUUUACUUUGAAUUUUGAUGUAGUUCUAAAUUUGAGAUAAUUGGUUGACUUGUUUAUUGUUGAGUAAUAUGGUUGUAAAAAAGGACAAUGCUCCAUCUAUGACGCAUCAUGAAAAGGGAUGAUGUGUAUUUACUAUGAGUAUUGCUGCAAAGCUGACUGCUAACUGAUCACCCAGUAGCAACAACGAACUGAUUUUUUAAUUGACAGCUCUUCAGUGUUCUCUUUUUCUGGAGGCAACUAGUAAAAUUUACUGCCUGUUUUGAUUCACUGAAAUCACUUGGAAUUCGUGAAAAUUUAGCGGGUAAAAGGAUAAUUCUACCAGUUUAAAAUUUUUUUUUACCUGUCAUGUUUAAAAUAAGGGAGUUCACUGCCUCUUUAAAAGCUCUUACACCAUGACAACAUAAAAGUUAUACUCUUAUAAAUUUAAACUCAGGGAUGUAGAAUAAUCCCUGUACUUAAUUACUUAUUACAAACUUUAUAAAACUGGAACUUUAUCAAAAUGUCUACUUUUGUCUUUUCAGGUACUGUUCAAAGCUUCCAGGAGACCUGUUUACUCAGCCCAAGCCAGUUUACAAGGUUGAAGAAACUGUGAAAGAUGGUUACAAGUGUAAACUAACACUCCCAAUAAACUGUCCACUACGUGAAGAUAUAAUAGUGAGUUUGGAGGACUUCUCUUUUUUUAAAUAAAGAAAUAAAAACCUUACCAUAGAAAUUUGCCUAUUUUCACUGUCAUUCUCAUCGGCCAUUGACAAUGUUUAUCUGUCUUCUGAUUGGUUAUUGGUACUUUGGUUUUGGUGUUGUGACUCUCAAAUAAAACUGCUCUCAUUCUUUGAACCAAGUUUCAAGGAAAAGCACUGUACUUUAAAAGGAGAAUUGUUUGUUAGCUCUUGGGAAUUAACCCUGUAACUCUCCAAGAUUCUAAAAGUAAUUCUCCCAACUCACUACCAUACAUUUCCUUGUAAAUUGGAGAGGAGAAUAUGGUGUUGUAUCAAGACAACACCUUAAAGCUGAUGAACUUAUAUGUUCUCAUAGCCUGUUGGCUAUGUAACAUAUUGGAAUUACAAGGAGAAAUUACAUACUAAUCGCUUAUUAGAGAGUCAUCUCUGUCUGCAUUUCAACAGAGUGAACCAAUGCCGAGUAAGAAGCAAGCCAAGAUGGCGGCUGCGCUCAAAGCCUGUGAAAGGCUUCACACGAUUCGCGAGCUUGAUGAUAACCUGUUACCAAAGCAGACUUUAUCUGACGAGGAAAGUGAUUUGGAAGAAGAAGCAGCAGCUGAGUCUGACGGAAAGGCACCAAAAGCUGGAACAAAGAAGAGAAGACGGCGGUAUAGGAGAAAGGUAAGCAGUUGAAUUUCACAAUGUUGGCCUGUGACUUACUCAUUAAACUGUUAACUUACAUAUCUCAGUAGAAUGUCGCAGGCAAUGUCUAAGCAUGAAUUUUGGUGGUCAGCUAGAGGGUCUGCCGCUCCCUGAGUAAUAAUCGGCCCCAUUCUUAUCGGUCAAAUUAUAGCCAACUCAGUGAUCAAACGUCGGAAUCACCAACUUUUUUUAGCUUUAACAAACAAGUUAUUCGCUUCUGAAACGCCGUGACUUAGUGAUCAUGAAACCAUGAAAUCAGUGUUCGAAUCCUCACGUUGAACUCAAGCUUUUCCUUCGCUUCACGCUCUUGACAAAUAUUUACACCUUCUUUACCUAAUGUUUUGUUCUUUUCCAGGUUCCUGAAGUAUUUGUCAGCAGCUUGGUACAGGAUUGUCAGCCCCAGUUCCUCACGACCAUCACCAUACAAGUCACUAAACUUACUCAGCCACAAGAGUUUGUCAUUAGUGAGCGACUGUUCCUCGAUAAAACUUGCACGUUUGGAAUGCUGACAACGAAAAGAGUUCCUUGGGUUAGUACUUGAUUAUUAAUAUUUCAUUCGUUAUCAGGUAACCGAAUUCUGUGGAGCAAUUUUCAAUCCAGUGUCGCGCUGUGAUUGGUCCAGAAAGCUUGCACCUUUCUAUCAGCCAAUCAGCUGCAAACUAAAACCAAUCACGACUUGGUCGCCUGCGUUUUCCCGCGCUUUAGGCAGUUUGGUUGUUUUUACUUUCAGUUCCCGCAAUUCUCAUUGGUUCCUAAAGGUCCACGAUUGCAGCAUAUAGCACUUUUACCACACACACUGUAGAUGUUGCCCUACAUCCUACAAUGCAAUUUUUUCACUCUUCAGAUUCGAUCGUUCAAACUCUUUCCUAACUAUGGCGAAAUCACAGUAUCCUUGCAGUGUCACAGAUCUCCUUUGCCGCGUGUUAAAAUCACUAAACAAGAGUUGGACAUUAUUCGAGAGUUUCAUCUCUUUCUCUUCAGCCACGUUCUACGCUAUCCCGUGGAAUUCACACCAGGAAGCGUAGAUGGUUACUUCAUUGUUAUGUUGAAGGCUUCAGGAAGGAGUAUUGACUUUGAUUACAUGAGAGAGGAGCUUUCGCGCGCAUCCAAACAAAGCAAUGGAAAUCAGCGCAUCGUCGUGGACGCAGUAGUAACAAAGAACUACGUUGAAUCUCCACAAAAGUACGCUGUUUUGAAUGUUCGUGACGAUCUGACUCCGAUGUCUUCGUUCCCGGAAAAGUCGCAGGGCAACAGUUACGAAGAAUAUUUUCGCCUUAAAUACGGAGAAAAGGGAUGCAUUGCGAACAAGAAUCAACCUCUCGUUGAAGUGAAAGAGCUCUCCGCUAGAGUGAAUUUUCUUGUGGACCAAAAACGAGGAACAAAAAACAAGCGAGAUGUGAUUUGUCUUGUUCCAGAGUUGUGUGACGAUAUUCCCAUUCGCGCUUCCCUUCUCAGCGUGUCUCAGAUUCUACCAUCUAUUCUUCAGCGUGUCACCUCCCUCCUUCUCGUUGCCGAUCUCAAGGCCAUGGUUACUUGUGUACGCAAUACAACAGAUGAAUCAACCCUUCCUCCCAUUGGAGCUGAAGAGGGCUCAAGAGAAGCGCCCAUGAAGGUUGAAGACGAUACUUGGGACCCUGAAAAAGAUGAUGCGCUUUUCCCCGGCAUCAGGUUGAUGUUCCCUCACAGUCCACCAUCUGCUAACCACCCCGACUCCUUUCUCGUUCUUCAAGCUAUUACCACCACCCACAGCGGAGAUGCAUUUAAUCUGGAGAGGCUGGAGAUGCUGGGGGACUCAUUUCUGAAGCUGGCCGUGUCUAUUCAUCUCUUCUGCACAUACAGCGAUAAAGACGAAGGCAAGCUGACCCGACGUAGGACAAACCAGAUUAGUAAUUUAGCGUUGUACCGAGCAGCGGCAAAGAAAUCUCUGGGCGAGUAUCUCCAGAACACGCAGUUGGCUCGCGACGUUUGGUGUCCUACGGGAUGUCAGUUUGGCGACGUACCACCGAAUCGCACCACAGGUAGCCCACCCAUGGAAGUUGACAGCUGGGACACGGUCGAGGCGAUGAAAGUUGACGAGACCUCAGAGAGUGGAAAGAAGACAAAACUUACUGUUACAGAGCAUGCGCGCCAGAAAUGCAACACUCAAAUGAUAGCGGACAAGUCCAUAGCUGACAGCAUCGAAGGACUAAUCGGAGCGUAUCUAAUAUCCUGUGGUUAUCUUGGCGCGUUGCGAUUUAUGAAGUUUCUGGGGCUAAAAGUUUUACCUGAAGUUGUCGUCAACGUCGACAUUGAUCCGCGGGCGGAGAAUAGUAAAGCGGGUUGCUAUGCUAGAUUUUGGCCGGAUCAGACAAAAAUAACAGCAGCGCAAGAUAAAGGAGAUAUGGUUUUCCGCCUCACUUCUGGCCUGGAAAACUUUGAAAACGAAUCAAUCUCGUACAAUUUCCAGCACAAGUUGUAUUUGGUAGAAGCGCUAACCCACGCGUCCUACCACGAAAACCGUGUCACGCCAAGUUACGAAAGACUCGAGUUCCUCGGCGAUGCUCUGUUAGACUUUUUGGUCACGCAACAUUUGUACUUCCGUCACGUCAACUUGUCACCCGGAGAACUGACCGAUAUACGACAGGCCUUGGUGAACAAUAACAUCUUUGCCGCCCUUGCCGUAAAACACAGCUACCACAAGUAUCUGAAGCAUAUGUCUCCAAAGUGGUUCCAAACGGUGAAGAACUUUGUUGACAGAGUAGAAGAUGAGGCAGAAGAGAGGAAAGACAAUCGCCUUCAAACGGUAGGGUGAACUUUAUUCUUUAAUCCUUUACAUCAGUUUUCUUAUUCUCCAUUCUGUCCUCCAUACAUUUCCUGAGGUGCUGACAAGGAGAAUUUAUUGAACAAUCAAGAGCUUCUUUAGUUGGUGAUAGAGACGUUUCCUUUAUUCUCGUGACCUUAGCAUGUGAUUCAGGGCUGAUAUCGUAAGGAUAAAUUAGGUGCUAAUUACUCUCAUGGGCCAGAGGGUUAAUGAAUAUUUUCUCCAGUUGAUUUAUAAGGUAUGUUUCUUUGUUAACAAUUAUUUGGCAGGUCACCGCUGACCCAUUUAUUAUCGUGUCUGAAGAAGAAGAAGGAAUCGAGGCGCCUAAAGUUCUUGGUGACAUCUUUGAAUCAGUAGCAGGCGCGAUAUUUUUGGACAGCGAUAUGGAUUUGACUAAAACCUGGGGUGUGUACUACCGCAUGAUGAAACCCUACAUCGGUAAGUUGGCCAUCGCCACCCGCGAGGGUGGAUCAACCUCCCAUCCUUAAAAGCCUUAUCAGCGGAGAGCUCCGAAGUUUUUUUCGCAUAAGCAAGGAAAGGAGUGAGAAUGAGUCAGAGAAAGUACAUUCAGCAUGGAGUUUAAGAAUUCAACCCUAGCUAUCAACUCCAAAGUGUAAAGGAAGGCACUUGAAUAACGAACCUAGAGGAAAGCACUAGAAAUAUUCAUUGAUAUGAUUUUUCUAUUCAGAUCAUUACUCAGUGAACAUACCGCGAAAUCCCAUCAGACUUGUCUACGAGGAAGACGAGAAGGCUGACUUUGGGUGAGUGUACAGUUCAGUACAGUUAUGCCGGGUUGGUUGACUCUCCCUGCAUACGUCUCAGACUAACUGCCUUAAAGGUGAAAACAAUUUUAGAGGGUAAUGGACUGCAUUUUUCCCAAAAACGAUAUUUAUGAACUGUGGAAGCAGUCUUUAAAAAAAAAAUUGUUCAUUAAAGUGUGGCAGAGUGCGGGAGACCUUUCCAAAAACAUGGGCAAAAAUAGUGUGGCGCAACAUGAAAUUUUCAAUAUUAUAUCUCGAGAUAGGGAGAUAUUGAGAAAGAUUACACAGAAUUUCGGCAGUGGCUCGGUUUUAUUUACCAAAUUGCAUGAUCUUACUCUUACAAAAAAGUUCACUUGUCCGCUCAUGAUCUGUACACCAGUCAGUAACGUAUUGAAAAGCGCGAAUGACAACACGCGCAUGAGAGUGGCCGCAUAAGGUUUACGUAACGCCAAGCGUUACUUGCUUUUUCAGGCGCGUGUUCUGGCGUGCGUUACUUUCAUCUCGCGCGUAUAACGAGUCAAAGAGGCCUUGUUUGCCAGUCGGCUAUCAAACAAUGAGUUCUUGAUCACGAAUUUUCAUGUUUUUUGUUUUGCUUUGUUUUCUCUAGGAAAGCAGAGACCCUUGAUGAUGGAAAGAUUCAGCUUACUCUGAGAGUGUACUGGGGAGAGUACACUGGAAAAGGACCGAACAAGAAGAUUGCUAAAGCUACAGCCGCCAAGCUUGCUAUUGAAGGACUGGAAAAGAAAUCUUCAGAAGAGAACGCUGCGGUAUAUAUUAGGCAGUUCGCAGAACCACAUAAGCAUAAGACUCGAAAGCGAAAACUCAACGAAUUAUUUACAGGUAUUCCAAUGAAAAUCCAUAAAUGUUCCAGUAAUCAAACCGAGUAA
Messenger RNA from Pocillopora meandrina, 9491 nucleotides. The record is from the annotation of a GenBank genome assembly. NCBI's taxonomy places the organism in Eukaryota, Metazoa, Cnidaria, Anthozoa, Scleractinia, Pocilloporidae.